Molecule: messenger RNA, 1281 nt
Organism: Geosmithia morbida
Lineage: Eukaryota; Fungi; Ascomycota; Sordariomycetes; Hypocreales; Bionectriaceae
Exons: 3
Coding region: 1-1281 (426 amino acids)
Biological process (GO): poly(A)+ mRNA export from nucleus
Cellular component (GO): nucleus
Source: RefSeq, a predicted model, not a curated record
AUGUCCGACAUCGGCUCCACGGCGGCGGUGCCGGUAGAUGAUGGGCAGGAGAAGGAGUACGAGGCAGAGCUUGUUGCUGCCGAUUCUGAUCGUGAUGAAGACGCCUUGUCAGAGGUGGACGAAAAUUUGAUCGAAGACUACGAUCCCGAAGCCGCCAACAUAAAGGAUCGACCGGUCGACAUCGACGAGGAUGUGGCGCGGACACUCAAGGCGACGAAGCGCAAGCGAGCCGAGGGCGAGGCGGCCAAGAAGCCACGAGAAGGACGCCGAGAGAAGAAACGCCGAGACAGAGGUAGCGAGGAUAUCCUCAUGGAUGAUGCUGAAGAUAGUGGUACUUCCAGGAAGCCACGGCGGUCUAGGAGAGCCGAAGACAGCGGCGAGAGACGCUCCAAACCUAAGGAGUCGACGCCCGCGCCGGGUGAUGAGGAAGACCUCAGCCCCGAGGAGAAGCGCAAGCGAGCCAUCGAUCGCGCACUGGACGCUGCUAUCAAGAAGCCCAGUGGCACCCGCCGGAAGAAGAAGGAUGAGAUUGACCUUGAAGAUGAGAUUGACGAACAGUUGGCAGACCUGAAGGUGCGCAUGGAGCGUGCCUGCCAGGAAGACAAUGCGGCGCGCGACGCUGGCGAGCCAGCACUGCACAAACUGAAGCUUCUGCCUGAGGUGACUAACAUCCUCAACCGAAAUAACGUGCAGCACGCGGUGCUGGACCCGGACACCAACUUCCUACAGCACGUCAAGUUCUUCAUGGAACCGCUCAACGACGGUUCGCUGCCGGCCUACAACAUUCAGCGCGACAUUUUCUCGGUGCUCAUCAAGCUCAACAUCGAGAAGGAGGCGCUCCUGAGCAGUGGCAUCGGUAAACUAGUGCUCUUCUACACGCGAAGCAAGAAGCCCGAGCCGGCCAUCAAGCGCAUGGCUGAGAAGCUGCUCGGAGAGUGGAGCCGUCCUAUUCUCAAGCGGACUGAUGAUUACAAGAAGAGGCAUAUUGAAACGCGCGACUUUGACUAUCACGCUGCCAAACUGGCCCAGAGGCAACAGGCUGGCUCCCAGUUCAGCCUCACGCAACGUCCUGCCCAGUCGUCGUUUGAGGCCGAGCGCGAGCGUGCCCUGGCGGCUCCCAGCGGCAACAGCCGUGCACGCAUGGGUGGUCUCCCAGCUAGCUAUACUAUUGCUCCCCGCAGCACAUUUGACGGAGCUAGGGGCACUGAUCACAGGCCGGUGGGCUCUGGUGGUGCUGAGGCGUUCCGCAGGAUGACACAAAAGAACAAGAAGAGGGGUUAG